Xenopus laevis (African clawed frog) is the source of this 1320-nucleotide messenger RNA. RefSeq names its product melatonin receptor type 1C S homeolog (gene gpr50.S). NCBI's taxonomy places the organism in Eukaryota, Metazoa, Chordata, Amphibia, Anura, Pipidae. Gene Ontology annotation, molecular function: G protein-coupled receptor activity; melatonin receptor activity. Gene Ontology annotation, cellular component: plasma membrane; membrane. The record is from RefSeq and is marked provisional. Gene Ontology annotation, biological process: G protein-coupled receptor signaling pathway.
UGCCUAUCUCCCUUUGCCAGGGGGCAGAGAAAUGAUGGAGGUGAAUAGCACUUGCUUGGAUUGCAGGACACCUGGUACCAUACGAACAGAGCAGGAUGCACAGGACAGCGCAUCUCAGGGACUCACCUCUGCCCUGGCGGUGGUUCUUAUAUUCACCAUUGUUGUGGAUGUCCUGGGCAAUAUAUUGGUCAUUUUGUCUGUCCUGAGGAACAAGAAGCUGCAGAAUGCUGGAAAUCUCUUUGUUGUCAGUUUGUCUAUUGCCGAUCUGGUUGUUGCUGUGUAUCCCUAUCCGGUAAUUCUCAUAGCUAUUUUCCAGAAUGGGUGGACGCUUGGAAAUAUCCAUUGUCAGAUCAGUGGCUUCCUGAUGGGACUCAGCGUUAUUGGAUCAGUCUUCAACAUAACAGCCAUAGCUAUCAACAGGUAUUGCUACAUCUGCCACAGCCUGAGAUAUGACAAGCUUUAUAAUCAAAGAAGCACCUGGUGCUACCUUGGCCUGACAUGGAUACUAACUAUAAUUGCAAUCGUGCCAAACUUUUUUGUUGGAUCACUACAGUAUGACCCCAGGAUUUUUUCUUGCACAUUUGCGCAGACAGUGAGUUCCUCAUACACCAUAACAGUAGUGGUGGUGCAUUUUAUAGUCCCUCUUAGUGUUGUGACAUUCUGUUACUUAAGAAUAUGGGUUUUAGUGAUCCAAGUCAAACACAGAGUUAGACAAGACUUCAAGCAAAAGUUGACACAAACAGACUUGAGAAAUUUCUUGACCAUGUUUGUGGUCUUUGUACUUUUUGCAGUUUGCUGGGCCCCCUUAAACUUUAUCGGCCUUGCUGUGGCCAUUAAUCCGUUUCAUGUGGCACCAAAGAUUCCAGAAUGGCUGUUUGUUUUAAGCUAUUUCAUGGCCUAUUUUAACAGUUGUCUCAAUGCUGUUAUAUAUGGUGUGCUAAAUCAAAACUUCCGCAAGGAGUACAAAAGAAUACUGAUGUCCUUAUUGACUCCAAGACUGUUGUUUCUUGACACAUCUAGAGGAGGAACUGAGGGAUUGAAAAGUAAGCCUUCGCCAGCUGUAACCAACAACAAUCAAGCAGAUAUGCUAGGAGAAGCAAGGUCACUGUGGCUGAGCAGGAGAAAUGGUGCGAAAAUGGUGAUCAUCAUCAGGCCAAGAAAAGCACAAAUUGCAAUCAUCCAUCAAAUAUUCUGGCCUCAGAGUUCAUGGGCAACAUGCCGUCAAGACACAAAGAUUACCGGAGAAGAAGAUGGCUGCCGUGAACUGUGCAAGGACGGGAUUUCCCAAAGGUGAGACCCAAUGCACUAUAUCCACAUUAU